Molecule: messenger RNA, 2643 nt
Organism: Dreissena polymorpha
Lineage: Eukaryota; Metazoa; Mollusca; Bivalvia; Myida; Dreissenidae
Product: neurobeachin-like protein 1
Exons: 15
Coding region: 1-1875 (624 amino acids)
Biological process (GO): intracellular protein localization
Cellular component (GO): cytosol; membrane
Molecular function (GO): protein kinase binding
Source: RefSeq, a predicted model, not a curated record
AUGGGCUUAUCUGGGGGCGAGGAUUUUAAGUGGAGUCUUCCCCAGCUGCGGGAGAUCCACUUCCGGCACUACAACCUGCGCAGAUCUGUCCUAGUGGACCAGACCAACUACUUCCUGAACUUUGAGAAAAAGGUGCGGAACAAGGUGUACAGCAGAAUUCUGAGCCUGCGUCCCCCAAACCUGAUUUACUAUGGAUCCCGGUCACCGGCUGAGUUGUUAAAGGCCUCUGGUCUGACUCAGCGAGAGAUCAGCAACUUUGAGUACCUGAUGCAGCUGAACACGAUUGCAGGCCGCACGUACAACGACCUGAGUCAAUACCCAGUGUCUGCUACACUUGACCUUGACAACCCUGGGGUGUUCCGAGACCUGUCCAAGCCUGUAGGUGUCUUGAACCCACGCAAUGAGGAAGACAUCAGGGAGAAGGUUAAUACCAAUAUUUAUUUCAAGUGCGUCUUUAGUCUUCAGUCUCUUCAAUAUAAAUAUAUAACAAAUUGUUUUCUAAUACUGGAAUGCGAGCAUGUUUCUCGGAACCUUCACAACUGGAUCGACCUGAUUUUCGGAUUCAAACAGAAAGGUCCCGCAGCUGUGGAGGCUCUGAACGUCUUCUACUACUGCACUUACGAAGGUGCUGUAGACCUGGACGCUGUCAAGAACGACGUAGAGAGGAAAGCCCUCGAAGGGAUGAUCAACAAUUUUGGUCAGACGCCCUGUCAGCUACUGCGGGACCCUCACCCUCGACGUCUCACAUUCGAUGACCUCGUUGCCAAGGCAAUGAAAACUGACCGCCAUCUUAGUCUCUUCUAUUUCCUGGAAAACCUGAAAGUGUACUUUGUUGAGGUUUCUGGUGAGUCUGACCCGCUGGUGUUUGUGUGCGUGCCUCGUAGCCAGCCCAAGUCCAUCAUUCAACAUGGCAUGUUGGACACCAUGGUCACAGUGAGUUCAGAGGGCAUCUUAGGCUUUCACGGGUGGCUGCCGUAUGAGAAGGCCAUCUCUAACUACUUUUCGUUUGAUAAAGAUCCAUCUGUAACAAACCAUAAAACCAGGAAGCGGUUCAGCACACAGUUUGCUCCGGGUUUGAAGGUUACACCCAACAUGUUUGUGGUUACACACGACUGUAAACUGAUGAUCAGCGGCGGACACUCGGACAACAGUCUGCAGGUGUACCAUGUCGGGAAGAACAAACGCCUGGCGCAUAUCUGUAGACACAUAGACAUUGUGACCUGCCUCGCCCUUGAUUACUGUGGCAGCCAUCUUAUCUCUGGUUCAAGGGACACAACUUGCAUAAUCUGGCAUAUAGAGCAGCAGGGUGGAGUGUGCGUAAACAUAUCACCAAAGCCAUUACAAACGCUUUACGGCCAUGACAACGAAGUCUCAGCUGUCCACAUCUCCUCUGAACUCGAUCUCGCAGUCUCCGCUAGCAAGGAUGGUACAGUGAUGAUGCACACAGUCCGUAAGGGGAACUUCAUCAGAACGCUGCGACCAGAGUGCCGUGUGGGAUGUAGCCUUGACAUUCCUGUGAUUGCUGUCAACGACAUGGGGCAAGUCAUCGUCUACUCGCGAGAAUCUCAACCUGUCAAUACUAAAGACGAGUUAACUCUUCACUUGUUUUCCCUCAACGGCAAGCUCCUCUGCACACGGACUGUCAAUUCAAACAUUGGUCACAUGAUCUGCAAGGGAGAGCACCUGAUUACCGGGGACGACCAAGGAAACAUAACUGUGUAUGAACUGUUCAGAUUACGUCAGCUGACCUCUCUACCUCUGUAUGUGCCGGUUCACUGCCUGGCUAUUACCAAUGGCAACAGUCAUAUCAUGGCGGGCCUGCGUGAUGGAAAACUGAUCAUCAUCGGCAUCAAGUCGCCAAACGAAAUUCGCUAAGACCUCCUCCAACAGAUAUAUAUUUCAAAAAAUAGUCCCAUUAAAGUUUGCUUUUGGCAAGUUACCAAAAAGUGUGUGACAAGUAUUGUAUUGAAUGUGAAACAGGUGUGUUUAAAAAUGUCUAUAUAAGGUAAACUAAAUUCCCACUCAAUCCUAGAUGGUUGAAUUGGUUAAAAAAUAGUCUGUUCACUUUUGAUUGUGGCAAGAUUCUUAAAACUGUGAUUUGUCCACUUUAAGCGUUAAGAUGCUAAAAAAGAUAGUCCCUUCACGUCUGCUUUUUAGGUAUUACAUAAACUGGGUUUUGUGUAAAAAUAUGUUCAGGUGGACAUAAUAGUACCUUCUUUUUUGCUUGGUUUUAUAAUAGUGCAUAAUUUUGCCAAUGUCCGGUAAUGAAAACCUUCUUUAUUUUUUCUCAAGGAGUUGAUAUACAUGUAGUUACUUCAGGUAGAAACAAAUCAUUGGGCAGAAUUAUGCCAUUUUGUGCUUGGAGAAUCUCGCUACUUCAGGAUAGAAAAUGAAAGUUUGACAAUGGUUUCAGACAAAUCUCAACAGUACCUGAGAGCAGUUCAGUUCACUGAAGUCUCAGAUGAAAAACUGUUGACGGUUGGCCUUGUUGUUUAAGUAUUGGGGUUUGGGAAGAAAAGUGCUUUUUACAAAAUCAGCAUCGAAAAAAGGUAUUUUAAUGUCUGAAUGAUUUAGUUUAAACUAAUUGCACAAUGUAUGAGGGGUUUUGUGUAAUAUGAUUUUGGCGUUUUUACUAUUAUUUUU